Messenger RNA from Coccidioides immitis RS, 417 nucleotides. RefSeq lists its product as uncharacterized. The coding region runs from base 1 to 417 and encodes 138 amino acids. The transcript is spliced from 2 exons. The record is from RefSeq and is a predicted model, not a curated record. Lineage: Eukaryota; Fungi; Ascomycota; Eurotiomycetes; Onygenales; Onygenaceae.
AUGCCUCCAAUCUAUCUUUUCCUUGCGUUGGCUCUGCUCCUAGGUCUCUGGGGAACCAGAGAAGACGGGGGAAGAGGAGACAUCCAGCCGGGGCCACAGGACCAGCACACCCCUUCCUAUCCUAGCACCAACCGGACAAGAACGCCUGGCUGGCUGAGUGAACCCCUGCGUGUGCAAAGGCCCAGAAGUGAGCAUUCUAUGUAUGCCACCAUGAUCUUUGCAUUUCGAGGCCAGGACCAUCCCGUCUUUGCGGCACAGCAUCGCCCAAGCGAGCUCGCCGGCAUGACCACAUCUGCACGCCAGCGUACAAGCAGUUAUGGUGGGAGGCAAUUGACCGUCAUUGACUGUGAUCACCGGUCUGCGCAGGCAGGAAAUCCCGUUGCCGUGCUCGCUUCUGCGAUCCCCAGGCAAGGGUGA